Messenger RNA from Trichosporon asahii var. asahii CBS 2479, 510 nucleotides. RefSeq lists its product as uncharacterized. The transcript is spliced from 3 exons. The coding region runs from base 1 to 510 and encodes 169 amino acids. The record is from RefSeq and is a predicted model, not a curated record. Lineage: Eukaryota; Fungi; Basidiomycota; Tremellomycetes; Trichosporonales; Trichosporonaceae.
AUGCUCGGCAGCCUUCUCCUUACUCUCUCCGUCGCGCUGACGGCGCUCGCUGGCCCUGUCCCGCCCAAACCCGGUCAGGUUGAGCCAGGUCAUGAGAGCAUCUUCUUUGUUCCCGUCAAGGUACAGGACGCCGGUCUUUGUCUCGACGACGAUGUCGCGGGCAACCUCGGCGAGCCCGUCACGGCGUCGCAGUGCCGGGGCGACUUCGGUUCGUGGAUCUGGAAGCCUCUCGAGGACGGUUACUACCACCUGACUCUGCUCGGCUUGGACCGUUGCGUCGGCUUCGACCUCCGAGACUUCUCGAGGGAGCACGGCUCUCCGCUUAUGUUCACCGAUUGCACCACUCCCGAGUACAGCAACCGUUGGAUCUGGAAGGGCGACAACCUCUGCACGGAGGAGAGCGGCGCUUUCUGCAUCGGUUUUGGCGCCGAAAAUGGCGGCAAGACCCGUCUCCGCACAAGCCCCAACGCCAUCCCUCUGACUUCUGUCGUUAUUGGCACUACUGCUUAA